Messenger RNA from Clarias gariepinus (North African catfish), 1669 nucleotides. It is a transcript of the gene kcnk20, whose product is annotated as potassium channel subfamily K member 13. The transcript has 2 exons. Gene Ontology annotation, molecular function: potassium ion leak channel activity. Lineage: Eukaryota; Metazoa; Chordata; Actinopteri; Siluriformes; Clariidae. Gene Ontology annotation, cellular component: membrane. The record is from RefSeq and is a predicted model, not a curated record. Bases 251 to 1489 code for a protein of 412 amino acids. Gene Ontology annotation, biological process: stabilization of membrane potential; potassium ion transmembrane transport.
GUAAACUGCAGUAUAACUGUAAAAUCCUCAUAAAUCAAGGAUAGCUGAAGUUCAUUAUGAGCUUGAAAGACUAAUAAACGUCAUUUGUGUACAUAAGCUCUGUACCUUCCUGAGUUACAGCUGAAUCUGUGUAGUAGCUUUGUGACUGUUAUUCGGAAUAUAAUAAUUAUUUGGGGCUUGAACUGAGGGCAGUGCAGGAAAUAUCAUUUACUCAGAUUUUGAUAUUCAUCUUGUAAUCUAUAAUCGGACAAUGAUUGUGCCCAUAUCACCCUUCAACAGGGACUGUAGCCACAGUUGUUGCAGGUGGCCUUGGGUUAAUAUAGACAUUGCUCGCAUUAUGUUACUUGGAUUAUUCCUAGUUCUGUACUUGUUUUUUGGGGCUGCUGUUUUCUCAGCAUUGGAGAGACCAUCUGAGCUUGAAGCACAUGAGAGAUGGAAUAAGAAGUUAGCUGAUUUUGAACAGGAGCACAGCGUGAGUCUGGAGGACCUACAUGUCCUGUUAAAAGACUAUGAGGAGGCUAAUAGUGCAGGGGUUUGGGUGCAUGGUCAGACAACAUUUUGGGACUUUCCUGGAGCCUUGUGCUUUGUGGCAACUGUUAUAUCCACUAUCGGAUAUGGACUAGCAGCACCGACCACCACCUUUGGAAGGAUCUUCCUCAUUUUCUUUGGGCUGAUUGGAUGUGCAGCAGCCAUCCUUUUUUUCAACCUUUUCCUGGAACGUAUCAUCACCCUUAUAGCAUACACACUAAGUAAAUGCCAUGAGCAAAAAUUUCGGAACAGCAAGCAAAGUGUUGCUACGUCUCAUCUCACCACACAACCAGGUGGAACAGCAAGUGGUCAGGAAGGUUGGAAGCCUUCUGUUUAUCAUGCAACACUAAUUUUGGUGGUGGUUUGUUUGCUUCUAGGAUGUGCUGCAUCAGGAGUUUACUCUGCUGUGGAAGGUUGGAAUUACUGGGAGUCGAUAUAUUUCUGCUUUGUGACCUUCACAACUAUGGGCUUUGGGGACAUGGUGAGCGGACAGCGAGAAUAUUUUAAAGCAAGCUGGUACUACCAGAUUGCCAACAUCUUAGCAAUCUUUUUUGGUGUCUGCUGUACCUAUUCUCUCUCUAACCUCAUUGCUAUCAUGAUGAAAGGAAUGCUGAACUGGAUCUUGGACAAGGUGUUGUUUUUAAAUUGCCGUUCAGAGACCAUGUGUCUUAAUGUUGAAGAAUCUUAUUCCCAACAGCUUUCAAAUACUUCCAGCUGUUUUAGCCAACACUGGAGCUGCCAUGUGGUGAAGCUCAGCAAAGAUGAAUGCAAAUGUGCUGGUUCUGCAAUACAGACUGUGUGCCAAAGUGAGAUGCAUGUCACAGAAGUAAAUGUUAUCUGUGAGGAAGUGUCAAGGCAUAACUUGACAGAAAAUUCACUUCAUGUAACCAGUGACUGUUCACUUUGUCAAGACAAUAGUCUACCUAUAGGUGGUAUAUCCAUAAUAAAUGACUAUAUGUAAGAGACAAGCAUUAUAGGCCAGUCAUGUACAGCUCCUCUGUGAAAGCAAACACUGUUUCAUAAAACACGUGGUAAAAUCAUCAGGGUGGGACUUAAAAGGACUCUUUAUAUAAUCAAAUUUUUAGUCUAUUGUAGACUGCAUAUAUUGGACCAAUAAAUUGGCUCAGCUGUCUGUUUUGUA